Messenger RNA from Humulus lupulus (European hop), 1080 nucleotides. RefSeq names its product oxoglutarate-dependent flavonoid 7-O-demethylase 1-like. The coding region runs from base 1 to 1080 and encodes 359 amino acids. The transcript is spliced from 4 exons. Lineage: Eukaryota; Viridiplantae; Streptophyta; Magnoliopsida; Rosales; Cannabaceae. The record is from RefSeq and is a predicted model, not a curated record.
AUGGGCUCAACCACUGAGGAUAGUAUACCAACGUAUCCACCAUCUCUGCCAGUACCAAAUGUACAAGAAAUGGUUUGGAAGGACCCUCUUAAGGUUCCUGAAAGAUACAUAAGAAAUGAAGAGGAAAUGCACACUAAACCAGAAUUAUCUCAUCUUUCAUCUCAAGUUCCUGUAAUUGAUUUAUCAUUGCUCUCAAAUGGAAACAAGGAGGAGUUAUUGAAACUUGAUUUGGCUUGUAAAGAAUGGGGAUUUUUCCAGGUGGUGAAUCAUGGAGUGGAAAGCAAAGUAUUGCAGGGUCUGAAAGAUGCUUCAGCAGAGUUUUUUGAACUGCCAUUAGAAGAGAAGAACAAGAUUUCAAUGCCUCCAAAUGACAUACAAGGCUAUGGACAUGCAUACGUAGUAUCUGAAGAUCAGAUACUAGAUUGGUCUGAUGCAUUGAUUAUGCUUGUCUACCCUUCCUGGUUUAGGAAUGUUAACAUUUGGCCAACAAAACCAGAGACAUUAAAGGACUCUAUGGAGGCUUAUUCAACAGAACUCAAAAGAGUAGCAAAGGAGCUACUAGGCUCUCUAUCUUUGAUCAUGGGGAUGGAGAAAGGUUAUCUUCUAGAGCUGCAUAAAGAACUGGUGCAAGCCAUGCGUGUGAAUUACUACCCUCCAUGUCCAACACCAGAAAACGUGCUGGGAAUAAGUCCUCACUCUGACACAAGUACCAUAACAAUACUCAUGCAAGAUGGUGAUGUGACCGGGUUACAGAUUCGCCAUCAAGGAGGAUGGGUUCCAGUCAGGGCUAUACCAAAGGCGUUGGUUGUUAAUGUUGGUGAUGUUACUGAGAUACUGAGUAAUGGCAAGUACAAGAGCAUAGAGCAUAGAGCUGUGACAAACGAGUCCAAGUCAAGAUUAUCUUAUGCAACAUUUUUCAUUCCCCUGGAUGAGGUAGAAAUUGGACCACUAAGUCAUUUGAUAGACACACAAGGGUCCCUUCCCUUGUACAAGAAGAUCAAAUAUGGUGACUAUGUGAGGAAUUCCAUGAAGAUGAAACAUGAUGGGAAAGCCCAUACUCAGAUUGCAAAGGCAAAAUAA